Messenger RNA from Eubalaena glacialis (North Atlantic right whale), 1785 nucleotides. It is a transcript of the gene EPHX1, whose product is annotated as epoxide hydrolase 1. The record is from RefSeq and is a predicted model, not a curated record. The coding region runs from base 131 to 1486 and encodes 451 amino acids. The transcript has 9 exons. NCBI's taxonomy places the organism in Eukaryota, Metazoa, Chordata, Mammalia, Artiodactyla, Balaenidae. Gene Ontology annotation, biological process: epoxide metabolic process; arachidonate metabolic process. Gene Ontology annotation, molecular function: epoxide hydrolase activity.
CGGGGCGGGGUCAGCGCGGGGUUGGCAGGGGAUGCGCGGAUAGGGAGCCAGGGAACCCGGGGAGCCAGAGCCGGAGGGACCGCGUACCUGCUGCCGCCGAGCCCGGGAGCCAGGAGCAGACGACCGAGUCAUGUGGCUGGAAAUACUCCUCGCCUCAGUGCUGGGCUUUGUCAUCUACUGGUUCAUCUCCAAGGACAAGGAGGAAACUUUGCCACUUGAAGAUGGGUGGUGGGGGCCCGGGGUGAGGCCCACAGCUGGGGAGGACGAGAGCAUCCGCCCGUUCAAGGUGGAAACGUCAGACGAGGAGAUCAACGAUUUACACCAGAGGAUUGACAAGGUCCGUUUAACCCCACCUUUGGAGGACAGCCGCUUCCACUACGGUUUCAACUCCAACUAUCUGAAGAAAAUCAUCUCCUACUGGCGGAAUGAAUUUGACUGGAGGAAGCAGGUGGAGAUUCUCAACAGAUACCCUCACUUCAAGACUAAGAUUGAAGGGCUGGACAUCCACUUCAUCCACGUGAAGCCCCCCCAGCUGCCCUCCGGCCAGACCCCAAAGCCCUUGCUGAUGGUGCAUGGCUGGCCUGGCUCCUUCUACGAGUUUUAUAAGAUCAUCCCGCUCCUGACUGACCCCGAGAACCAUGGCCUGAGCAAUGAGCACGUUUUUGAAGUCGUCUGUCCAUCCAUUCCUGGCUAUGGCUUCUCAGAGGCAUCCUCCAAGAAGGGCUUCAACUCAGUGGCCACUGCCAGGAUCUUUUAUAAGCUGAUGCUGCGGCUGGGCUUCCAGCAAUUCUAUGUUCAAGGCGGGGACUGGGGAGCCCUGAUCUGCACCAACAUGGCCCAGCUGGUGCCCAGCCACGUGAAAGGCCUGCACUUGAACAUGGCAUUCAUUUUAAGAAAUUUCUACACCCUGACCCUUCUCCUGGGAUGGCGUUUUGGGAGGCUUUUUGGCUACACCAAGAGGGAUAUGGAGCUGAUGUCCCCCUUGAAGAAGAUCUUCUUCAACUUAGUGAGGGAGAGCGGCUACAUGCACAUCCAGAGCACCAAGCCGGACACCGUAGGCUGUGCUCUGAAUGACUCUCCCGUGGGACUGGCUGCCUAUAUUCUGGAGAAGUUUUCUACCUGGACCAAUCCAGAGUUCCGAGACCUGGAGGAUGGAGGCCUGGAGAGGAAGUUCUCCCUGGACGAUCUGCUGACGGGCACGAUGCUCUACUGGACGACAGGCACCAUCACCUCCUCCCAGCGCUUCUACAAAGAGAACCUGAGACUGGACAAUACGCAUGAGGGGAUAAAGGUCCACGUGCCCACGGGCUUUGCUGCCUUCCCUUGUGAGUUAAUACACGUCCCAGAAAAGUGGGUGAAGUCCAAGUACCCGAAACUCAUCUCUUAUUCCUACAUGCCCCGUGGGGGCCACUUUGCUGCCUUUGAGGAGCCAGAGCUGCUCGCCCAGGACAUCCACAAGUUCGUGGGGCUGCUGGAGCAGCAGUGACCCCGGCGGGGAACGGCUGUCACCUCGCAGGCAGCCCCUGCCCUGGCAUGGCAGGCUUCCUCCUGACACCCGCCCUUUUCCCCAGAAGCCCCCAGUCUCCCAGCCCAGCUUCCAGUAGAAGUGAGGCUGGCAGGGAGGCCCCUUCCCAGUCCUCUGUUGGUGGAGUUGAUCCUUUCCCCAGGAAUGUGCUUGCUUCCGUCCCCUGCCCGUGCUGGGACCCCAUGCUCACCCCUCCACACGCACUCCCCACACACUUUGUUAAGCAACAUGGCUUUGAUGAUAAAUGAUUUUCCUUCUAA